AAUUAGGCUUGUUUAAACUGAUAAAAAAUAUUGAGGGGUUAUCGUUCCAAAUUGAAUGUGGCAGAAAAAGCCUGAGAUCCCCAACUCCAUUGCCACGCUACAUAGGUCGUUUAUGUUGAAUCAAUGGCGAUGAUUCGUCGUCGUUUGCCCUUCUCUUUUCCCCUUCUCCUCCUCCUCUUCCAGUUCGUCCAAUUCCAUUCCCUACCAUUUGCUCUAGCAUUCCACCCAAAUGAUACCCACAUCCUCCAGGGUGUUUUGAAAGAGAUAUCCCAAAGGCAAAAUUGGGACUUUGAAAGAAUAACAACUUCCAAAUUGCAAGUGAGCAAGGUUAGAUUCGGUACUGCUCAGAGAUAUGAGUUCCAGAUCCGAAUCGGGAAGAAUGACUUGGUUCUCAAAUUUCCUGACGAAGUGGGUUCUUGGAACAAGUUUAACAAAAAAAGGAAUGAUUUUGGAAAUUUUGUUAGGGAGAUUGGCUCCUCUGCUGUACUCGACACAUUCAAAGUGGAGGGUCCAUUUGAUUUGCGUGUCGGUGACCAAGACGACCUCUCCUUGUUGUUGCCGCUGAAUGUUUCGCACAGCGGUUUGAAAAGGAUACUAGUGGGUGAAGGCGUCACAGUAGAAGUGAAAGGAGCUCAAGAACUCUCUCUUUUUCACACUUUUGACCAUAGUUUCAUAGUGAAUGGAAGUUUUAAGAUUAGCAAGGGAAAAACUGGUUUCUGCUCCUUUUGGCAGUCAUUGUGUAUGCCAUUACUUCCUAUACACGUUAUUGGGUCUGCAUCGCUGAUUGCAUACAGGACUAGAAAUUAUGAUGCGCCUGUUAAAACAACUUUAUUGUCUGAAGGGACAAUUGAAUUACUACCUGCAAAAUGCUACAGUAAUAAUGUGUAUAAGAACAAUGCUAGGCUCCAUCAUUCCUUGAGUUUGAAGAUCAACAUGCUAGGAAAAUCAUUGAGGAGCUUUCUUGGUAACAUAAUGAGACAAAAUUGGGUUUCAGGCUCUCUUAGAGCUAAUGCUAAAGCAUCAACUAUCAUUUGCUUUCAGUUGGAGAUAGAAAAGAAUGUUGGAAGAGAUGAAACUUUCGAUGAUGUGCUGGAAGACUGGAGAACAAAGCCAACAGUUGAACGGGUUUGGUUUGAAGUGAUGGCAAGAAUUGAAGCUGAGAAGUUGAGGGUCCUAAUGGUUAAAAAGGUCAGACCUUUUGUUGCACUAGAUUCAGUUUCAUGGAGUAAUUUAAUGUAUAAUAUUUCAUUUACAAAAUUUCCAUCUAUUCUUGUGCCUCCUGAGUCCCUAACACUGGAUGUGAAAUGGUAGGGCGGGACUCUUGUAAAUAGUUUUGAUUUGAGAAUAUUUUACAUAUCAAAGCAAUGUACCUGUCAUUAUGUGCUGUCCCUUGCUUAAA
Molecule: messenger RNA, 1399 nt
Organism: Hevea brasiliensis (rubber tree)
Lineage: Eukaryota; Viridiplantae; Streptophyta; Magnoliopsida; Malpighiales; Euphorbiaceae
Product: protein TUNICAMYCIN INDUCED 1
Exons: 3
Coding region: 124-1311 (395 amino acids)
Source: RefSeq, a predicted model, not a curated record